Galeopterus variegatus (Sunda flying lemur) is the source of this 2811-nucleotide messenger RNA. RefSeq names its product cadherin 16, KSP-cadherin (gene CDH16). The record is from RefSeq and is a predicted model, not a curated record. Gene Ontology annotation, cellular component: adherens junction; plasma membrane; catenin complex. Gene Ontology annotation, biological process: cell morphogenesis; cell-cell junction assembly; multicellular organism development. Gene Ontology annotation, molecular function: calcium ion binding; cadherin binding. NCBI's taxonomy places the organism in Eukaryota, Metazoa, Chordata, Mammalia, Dermoptera, Cynocephalidae. The transcript is spliced from 18 exons. The coding region runs from base 65 to 2554 and encodes 829 amino acids.
GCCCUCUCUCUCGGUGGCUAGACCACGGGAGGCAUCCUUGGGCACCAGCAGGCCCAUCCUGACCAUGGUUCCUGCCUGGCUGUGGCUGCUUUGCCUCCCUGUCCUCAAGGCUCUCCCAGAGGCCCAACCUGCAGAGCUCUAUGUGGAAGUCCCAGAAAACUAUGGUGGGAAUUUCCCUUUGUACCUGACUAAGCUACCGCUGCCCCAUGAGGAAGUUGAAGGCCACAUUGUGCUGUCAGGGGACUCAGGAGUGGCAGGUAGGAGCCCCUUUACUGUGGAUCCAGAGUCUGGAUUCCUGCUGGUGACCAGGGCCUUGGACCGAGAGGAGCAGGCACAGUACCAGCUACAGGUCACCCUGGAGACUGACGAUGGUCGUGCCUUGUGGGGCCCACAUCCUGUGCUUGUGCAUGUGAAGGAUGAGAAUGAUCAGGUGCCCCAUUUCUCCCAGGCUACCUAUAGGGUUCAGCUGAGCCAGGGCACCAGGCCUGGUAUCCCUUUCCUCUUCCUUGAGGCUUCAGAUGGGGAUGAGCCAGGCACAACUAACUCUGAUCUUCGCUUCCACAUCCUGAGCCAGGCCCCACCCCAACCUUCCCCAGACAUGUUUCAUCUGGAGCCUCGGCUGGGGGCUCUGGCCCUCAGCCCCAAGGGGAACACCAGCCUAGACCAUGCCCUAGCGGGGCCCUACCAGCUGUUGGUACAGGUCAAGGACAUGGGCGACCAGGCCUCAGGCCACCAGGCCACAGCCACCAUAGACAUCUCUGUAGUAGAGAGCACCUGGCUGCCCCUAGAGCCUAUCCACCUGGCAGAGAAUCUCGAAGUCCCAUAUCCGCAUCACAUUUCCCAGGUACACUGGAGUGGGGGGGAUGUGCACUAUCAAAUGAAGAGUCAGCCCCCUGGACCCUUUGAUGUGGAUGCAGAGGGGAAUCUCUACGUGACCAGGAAACUAGACCAAGAAGCCCAGGCUGAGUACUUGCUCCAGGUUCAGGCUCAGAAUUCCCAUGGCGAGGACUACACAGAACCUUUGGAGCUGCAUGUGGUGGUGAUGGAUGAGAAUGACAACGCACCUGUCUGCCCCCCACAUGGCCCCCCAGUCAUCAUCCCUGAGCUUAGCCCCCCAGGCACUGAAGUGACUAGGCUGUCGGCCGAGGAUGCUGAUGCCCCCGGCUCCCCCAAUUCCCACAUUGUGUAUCGGCUACUGAGCCCUGACCCUGAGGAGAGGGCAGAGGGGAAAGCCUUCGAGCUGGACCCUACUUCAGGCAGUGUGACACUGGGGGCUGUCCCACUCCAAGCUGGCCAGAACAUUCUGCUUCAGGUGCUGGCCAUUGACCUCGCAGGAGCAGAGGGUGGUCUCAGAAGCACAUGUGAGGUGGCAGUCACAAUCAAAGAUGUCAAUGACCAUGCCCCUGAGUUCACCACUUCCCACAUUGGGCCUGUAAGCCUCCCUGAGGAUGUGCAGCCUGGAACUCUGGUGGCCACACUCAUGGCCACUGAUGCCGACCUCGAGCCUGCCUUCCGCCUCAUGGACUUUGCCAUUGAGACGGGGGACACGGAAGGGAUCUUCUGCCUGGACUGGGAGGCAGAUUCUGGUCAUGUCCAACUCCGACUACACAAGAACCUCAGCUAUGAGGCAGCUCCAAGUCACAAGGUAGUGGUGGUUGUGCGGAGCGUGGAGGAGCUGGUGGGACCAGGUCCAGGCCCUGGAGCCACGGCCACAGUGACUGUGCUGGUGGAGAGGGUGAUACCAGCCCCCAAGUUGGACCAGGAGAGCUACGAAGCCAGCGUCCCAGUCAGCAUCCCAGCUGGCUCCCUCCUGCUGACCAUCCAGCCCUCAGACCCCAUGAGCAGACCCCUCAGGUUCUCCCUGGUCAAUGACUCAGAAGGCUGGCUCUGCAUCAAAGAGGUCUCUGGGGAGGUGCACACAGCCCAGUCCUUGCAGGGUGCCUUGCCUGGGGACACGUACACAGUGCUCGUGGAGGCCCAGGAUGCAGAUGAGCCAAGACUGAGCACCUCUGCAACCCUCAUGAUUCACUUCCUGAAGGCCCCUCCUGUCCCUGCCCUGACUCUGGCCCCUGUGCCCUCCCGACACCUCUGUACGCCCCGCCAGGACCACGGCAUCAUUGUCAGCUGGCCCAGUGAAGACCCUGACCUGACUAGUGGGCCCAGUCCCUACAGCUUUUCCCUUGGUCCCAACCCCACAGUGCAGCGGGAUUGGCGCCUCCAGCCUCUCAAUGGUUCCCAUGCCUACCUCACUCUGGCCCUGCAUUGGGUAGAACCACGUGAACACGCAGUCCCUGUAGUUGUCAGCCACAAUACCCAGAGGUGGCAGCUUCUGGUCCGAGUGAUCGUGUGUCGCUGCAACGUGGAGGGACAAUGCAUGCGCAAGGUGGGCCGCAUGAAGGGCAUGCCCACAAAGCUGUCUGCAGUGGGUAUCCUCGUGGGCACCCUGGCAGCCAUAGGCUUCUUCCUCAUCCUCAUCUUCACCCACCUGGCCCUGGUGAGGAAGAAGGAUCUGGAUCAGCCAGCGGACAGCGUGCCCCUGAAGGCGGCUGUCUGAAUGGUCCCUGAAAGCUCAACUGGGAGUUUGGCCUUUUGUUCCAGCCAAAUCCACUGGGAGUGGGCCCAGCACCUGAGAUCCAGCAGGGGCUGGGACAGAGUAGAAGCUCCUCCACCUGCCCUGGGGCAAAGUUACCGUCACCGGACAUGUCCUGAGAGCCUGAUCACUGACUCUAUGGGCUGCCUGUGGGAGCACUCCAAUGGCAGCAUGUUUGUCCAAUAAUAAAGCCUUAGAGAGCUGGGCUGGGCCCGAAGGGA